This is a messenger RNA of Aspergillus tanneri, 762 nucleotides long. Its product is annotated as putative peroxidase. The transcript has a single exon. The record is from RefSeq and is a predicted model, not a curated record. Lineage: Eukaryota; Fungi; Ascomycota; Eurotiomycetes; Eurotiales; Aspergillaceae. Gene Ontology annotation, molecular function: peroxidase activity. The coding region runs from base 1 to 762 and encodes 253 amino acids.
AUGUCUAUCCACAUAUCCACAAUCAUGUCCACCAGCGGCAAAUACCAACCGCCACGAACCGAGGACCUGCGUGCUCCAUGCCCAGCACUCAAUACUCUCGCCAACCACGGCCUUAUUGCCCGCGACGGCCGCAACAUCACCGCUAACGAACUGACCUCUGCCUUACGAUACCUCGGCCUCGGCUUCGACGUGAUCACCAUCCUGGUCAACAGCGCCUUUGCCGUCCACGCCGAAGACCCCAAGAACAGCCCCCCAGGAACAUCAUGGUCCGGUCUCCGUGACCCCAACCAAGUCAAUGACGCCGACAUACCCGUCCUCAACCUUGACCAAGUCGGUCGACCUCAUGCCAUAGAGCACGAUGUCUCCUUAACGCGACAGGACCGUGCGUUAGGCGACCAUAUGCAUUUAGAUCGGCGCCUAUACGACCAACUUCUUCGGUGUCCGCGGGACGCUAGCCCCGUAUUUCGGGUUGCAGAUUUAGGAAUUCUUCGCAACACGCGCUACAAUCAGCAAAAGAUGGUGAAUUCCCAGCUGGAAUUCGACACGAAGAUGCACUACAUUGCAUGCGCAGAGGCCGCGGCAUUACACUGUGUCUUUGGGAAGGGGAUGCGGCGUCGCGUGCCGAGGGAAUACAUCAAGGCUGUAUUUGGGGAAGAGAGAUUGCCGAUCCAGGAGGGAUGGAAACCUCGACGGUGGAGAGUGUUUCUACCGGAGCUUGCGAUCAUGGUGGUGGGAGUUUCGCGAUAUGCUUGGCCAUUUUAG